UGGGCGUCAAGGCGCAAAAAGUGUAAAUAUUAAUAGAAGGGAGGGGAUUCAACCAUACGCUGGAAGCAAAUGAAAGUUCAUUAAGGAAUACGGCUUGGCAUUGUUAGAGCUCUUUACGAAUACGACCGAGGGACCAGGUCGAAUGCCAUCUACAGAUCUCCGUCAAUAGUAUUCGAUACUACACUGCUCCCCAUCCUGACUCUUCCAACUGGUACAUUCCGCGGCCGCGCAACGCGUCAUAUACACAUGCUAUCUAGAUUCGAUGAUUGCGAUGAUUGCGUCCCGUCAUAUAUGCGGAAGACCCUGGGACUUGGCUCUCUGUCGACGAUAGCCGUUUCAUCAAUUCCGUUUUUAUUGACAUUUUUUAUCGUGUCGGCGACGGUUCUGCGGCGAUUGUUUCCCUUGCUGUCCGGACAGGCGUCUUCAAAGGGCGACAAUGACCACCAUCAUUCGGCCGUUUCGAACGUCCAACUCUGGAAUAUUUUCUCCACAAGAUCUGCGCGAACAGGAUCAGUACCCGUAUCCAAAAGAGUAGCAGCAUUGACAUUUUCAACCACAAUUGCUCUUUCCGCAGUACUCGCUGAACUUAUCCUGUGCGAGAUUUCCAACACCUUGAAUCCAACAGCACGGACCCUCUUUCUCAAAUUAACAAUAUCAACAUUGCUCACGCUUCUCAUUGUCGUCACCCCAUUGCUCGAGCUACACUCUGUGGUAUCAGCCGCAGGAUGGAAAUUUACCGGCCCGGACAGGGGAAGAUUCCGGCUCGCGUGGGUGUUCAUGACCUUUGGUUUUGCGGCAUGGAUUGCCAUCUUUUGGUGGCUUGGGAGAGGCCUUUUGGGGAGAUAUCUACAUGCAGACACCUCGUUUAGCGGUCACAGCUUGAGUGAGGCAUGCCUGGAACGGAUCGGCGUCAUUGGUAUUCUGCUAAUGGCCAUGCUAUCGGGAUUCGCCUCUGUCAGCUCUCCAUGGCAGACUUUUUUCGCCAAGAACAGGCCAGUGACGGAAUCAGAUGUUGCAAGGAAGCAAGCCGGUCUACAAGCUACGGAUGAAAUGCUCGAGGCAAAACGCAGUCGGCUACGUGCUCUCGAGAGAAAGACUGCGGAUGCUCCGCCUGAAGGCUUCAUGACCAAGGUCAUGGAUACCAUUCGGGGCAAUGGGGACUUGCAAGAGCGACGAACUCUUGCAAUGGAAAUAUCCGGGCUCGAGACCAUGCGCAUCUCGCUCGCCAAUUCCCUCUCCAUCUUGAGGAGCCGGAGACAAAUGCAGCAGCGCUCUGCCACCGUGACCGGCCGAGUCCUCAUCGUCGUGUCCUAUAUCUUCUCCGCGUACUGCAUGUACCGAAUCAUGGCGACAUUUAUCGCAUCGCUUCGUCGCUGGUGGUAUCCCACUUCCUCCUUUGCCGGCACCGACCCGGUCAACAAUUUCCUCGCUCUCAUUGUCAAACACUGGGAUCCGACGUUGGAUCGUCUGGCCUGGUCCCGGCAAAUAUCCUUUUUGCUCUCCGGCGUUAUUCUCCUGGCGUCAUUCAACAGUGUCGUGCAGACCUUUCAGCUGUUCUCGCGCUUCAUGCCAAAGCUGGUCCAUCACGCACAAGCCAACCUCGCGCUGCUUGUCAGCCAGAUCAGCGCAACCUAUGUCAUUUCCUCUGCGCUCCUGCUACGCAGCAAUCUACCCCGGGAAAUGGGCAGUGUCAUCUCCGAAGCCCUCGGCGCUCCCCUCGAACCUCGUUUUGUCGAUCGCUGGUUCGACGGCUGGUUCCUCGCUGCCAGUGUCUCAACGGCAGUAGGGAUUUUCCUUGGCAGGAAACUAGGCGCCAGCGGGGAGUGGGAUGACGAUUAUGACGAUGAAAUGGAUCUCGAAAUGGGCAAGAGGUCAUGACAUGAAUGUGUUACGCUAUCAUUGAUCUCGUUGUCCUAAUCUUUUUAAUGUGAUAUUGCCGUCUGUCAACGUAUACUUGCCAGUUUUUAAUGAAUAAU
Xylona heveae TC161 is the source of this 1976-nucleotide messenger RNA. RefSeq lists its product as hypothetical. Gene Ontology annotation, cellular component: membrane. The transcript has 2 exons. The coding region runs from base 247 to 1878 and encodes 543 amino acids. NCBI's taxonomy places the organism in Eukaryota, Fungi, Ascomycota, Xylonomycetes, Xylonales, Xylonaceae. The record is from RefSeq and is a predicted model, not a curated record.